CAUUGCAGUAAAUAGUUGUGCACUGCGACUCCUGGCGAAGAACCGUUGUUUUUAAACAAAAUGACUUACUAUGCUGUUCUAGAUAAACACUCUCACUAUUUCACUGGAACAAUGGAAAGCUGUGUGGGACUUAGAACUUAAUCUGGACUUAACUCUUGGACGACUGCAGCGUACCAAGACAUGAUGCAGUCCGUCAAACUUGGGAGGGCGCUGACAUCUUGGGGCUGUGGAGAGUUUGGUCAACACGGACAUGACGUUACGGGCAACUUGGAUUUCCGAGCAGGCGACAUCACUCACCAUUCGUAUUUAGGCCGCAUCAAACUCGCGGCCUGUGGAUCUAGCCACACUAUUGUUGUCACAGGUAUGUUGACUACCGUGUUGUGCUUAAAUUUAAUUCUGAAGCGCGUACUUUACUCAGUUACAGCCCAGUACGCACAUAGUGAAUACCCCAGUAGCUUAACACUCGCAUAG
Messenger RNA from Aplysia californica (California sea hare), 471 nucleotides. RefSeq lists its product as uncharacterized. The record is from RefSeq and is a predicted model, not a curated record. NCBI's taxonomy places the organism in Eukaryota, Metazoa, Mollusca, Gastropoda, Aplysiida, Aplysiidae.